Molecule: messenger RNA, 684 nt
Organism: Rodentolepis nana
Lineage: Eukaryota; Metazoa; Platyhelminthes; Cestoda; Cyclophyllidea; Hymenolepididae
Source: the annotation of a GenBank genome assembly
UUGGUAAAAACAUUGCUCAGUAAGCACCCAUAUCACACUGGAUUUCCUCUUCUUUCAUUGGUCAAUGCUGAUUUGGAUGAAACAAUCAAUGUUCCUAUGACCUCACGCGCUAAGCGUUCUCGAACAGAACUCCCAGCUGAUAGGAACGCAGCUCGAAUAACUAUGGCUCGUCAACUCUUCAAGGAUGUCUGCUCAAUAAAUGCUGGCUCUCUGGCAGGUCUCUUUGGACAAAUGCAGAACCUUGCGAGGGCUUACAUUGAAUGGGCGAAUGUGGAUGUUGAAAACAAGCGUAAUGCCAAGGGUGACAUACCACUGCCUUCAAAUAUCUCACUGUAUCGUCUCUCUCGUGAUGCUGACCGGUGUUUGAAUCUUAUUCCAGUGGUAACUUGCCCUCCACGCGUAGAUCCCAGCGGUAAAUAUCAUAAUCUGGUUCGAGUGACUGGUUUCGCCAAUACCUAUCGGCUUGCUGGGGGAUUGAAUCUACCGAAAAUUGUGACUGCUCUCUGUUCCGAUGGUCGACGAAGAAGGCAGUUAGUGAAGGGUAGCGAUGAUCCCAGACAAGACGCCAUAAUGCAACAGGUGAGAUGGGAAGGAGACGUGCUUUUACCUGUUCGAAGAUUCGUUCAUUGUGAGCUAUACUUUACAUUAAAUCAUACUCGUGCUUUGGACACUAUGUAUAAUUAG